Molecule: messenger RNA, 2851 nt
Organism: Megalobrama amblycephala (Wuchang bream)
Lineage: Eukaryota; Metazoa; Chordata; Actinopteri; Cypriniformes; Xenocyprididae
Gene: otx2b
Product: orthodenticle homeobox 2b
Exons: 7
Coding region: 889-1758 (289 amino acids)
Biological process (GO): regulation of transcription by RNA polymerase II; multicellular organism development
Cellular component (GO): nucleus
Molecular function (GO): DNA-binding transcription factor activity, RNA polymerase II-specific; RNA polymerase II cis-regulatory region sequence-specific DNA binding
Source: RefSeq, a predicted model, not a curated record
GACUUAAAAGACAAAAUGGGAGAAAACUGCAAAGCUUAACCACCCAGCAGUGUUUAAGAUGUGUGCGGUCGUCACGGCCAGGAAAGGCCGAGAGAGAUAGAAACGCUUCAGAGCUGAACUGAGCUGCUGUUUCCACCACAGUGUGCCGUUUCUACAAUGGUAAACAGGCAAAGUUAAACAGCACUAUUAAUUAGGCUAAUAUGAAUAUGAUCACUGCCAGGGAAAUUCAAUUCUCUCAGCCCUAAUCACAACUGGAUAGCUUGUAAAAAUUAUUUUGUUAGGCCCUGGUGCAAACAGCGCGGCCUUUUCCAAACAUUUGAGAACUAUUUGUUUUGCAUGGCGAUUAGCGUUUGCUCGUAGCGAGUGAGCGCGGGAAGCGGAGGGCAGCGAUAACCGUUGAGAGACGGGAACGCGCCAGACUCCCGCGGGAACGGCUGACUCAGGAUAUAAUAUGGUGGCAGCCUUGUCUCCUGUUGAGAAGCAGAUGUUGCCCUCUGUUUUUACCCACCUAUGCACCCUUUAUGCCAUGCCAAGCCCCCAGAAUCAAUGGUGCCAUGCUAAGUGAGGGACACAAUGGAUAUGUAAAAAAUCCAGCAGAAUACAGGUUUGAUAGUGUGUCCUUUCUCUCCAUCAUUUAACCUCCCGGUCACAACAGAAGAACAGAGGGUGCUGGGAAAGGAGGGGUGAGUGAGGUAUUAGCUGUGGAGAAAGAAUGAGAGGAAAACAGAGGACGAGGCGAGGGGAUGAAUAAGGGUUUUUGGUUUCACAACCACUGCUGAAGACGUAAACAAGCUAGACGCAAAAGUAAGCUAAGGAAAAGAAACUGAAGGAGCAGGUAUCCAGCUUUCCACAUUUUCUCCAGCUUUACCCCCCACAACCAUCUUUAGCAUGAUGUCGUAUCUCAAGCAACCACCUUACACGGUCAACGGGCUAAGUUUAACUACCUCCGGUAUGGACCUUCUGCACCCUUCCGUUGGUUACCCAGCGACUCCUCGAAAGCAGAGGCGGGAAAGGACAACAUUUACUAGAGCGCAACUUGAUGUGCUGGAGGCUUUAUUCGCGAAAACGCGCUACCCGGAUAUUUUCAUGCGUGAGGAGGUGGCCUUGAAAAUCAACUUACCGGAGUCCCGUGUACAGGUUUGGUUUAAAAACCGAAGGGCAAAGUGUCGCCAGCAGCAGCAACAACAACAAAACGGAGGCCAGAACAAGGUGCGACCUGCCAAAAAGAAGAGCUCUCCAGCUCGGGAGGCCAGUUCUGAGAGCGGGGCGAGUGGCCAGUUCACCCCGCCCUCCAGCACUUCAGUACCGGCCAUCUCCACCACAACCGCGCCGGUGUCCAUUUGGAGCCCGGCCUCCAUCUCGCCGCUGUCAGACCCACUCUCUACCUCCUCCUCCUGCAUGCAGCGAUCAUACCCCAUGACCUAUACUCAAGCUUCUGGAUACAGCCAGGGCUACGCUGGUUCCACAUCCUACUUUGGGGGCAUGGACUGCGGCUCUUACUUGACGCCCAUGCACCAUCAGCUGACCGGGCCAGGAUCCACUUUGAGCCCCAUGAGCAGCAACGCGGUCACCAGUCACCUGAACCAGUCUCCCGCGUCCCUUCCCACACAAGGUUACGGUGCCUCGGGGCUCGGCUUCAACUCCACCGCGGAUUGCUUGGAUUAUAAGGACCAAGCGUCCUCGUGGAAACUGAACUUUAAUGCUGAUUGCUUGGAUUACAAAGAUCAGACUUCCUCCUGGAAAUUCCAGGUGUUGUGAAACUAACAAAACGUCUGCCAUUCAGUCCAAUCAACACACUAAAAGACUAUAAAAUAAACGUUGUAGACCUGCCAUCCUUCCAAAAACAGAAGUGUUCCGUGAAGCGCGAACUCUCCGAGAUGGAUGGGUUUUGCAUUGUGCCCGACAACGCUUUUGAAGUUUGUCUUUGACAUGAAAUAUCUAUUUGAGCUACAUGCACCCCUUGUGGCGUGCAAAGUAUUUGAAGGGUGGUGAGUGCGUAUAAACAUAGGCCAUCUGACCACAACCUGUUGUUUAAGGUACAGGGAAUCAAAGUGAAUUUGUAAUAAGUUAGGUCAAAGCCACGGAACAAAUCUUUACACAAGAAAAGAGGAGAGAAAAAAACUACAUGGCAAAAGGAGCCAAUCUUUUGCUUAAGUGCUUGGAAUGGGCAGGCUUUCUCUAAGCCUCUUACAGCACGCCGACCUAUUUCAAUGUUGGCAAGACGAGAGACACUUCCAUCAGGAGGAUGAUAGAGAGGAUGUGUGCGAGUGCGUGUGUACGUGUGCGUGUGUGCUGAACGCCCCCAUGGCGACCUGGAUGCACUACUUUAUUUAAGAAAAGGUGUUUAUAAGGAAUCAAUAUGUAGUUUUUAAAAGACAAUCAAUGUGUGUCUUAUAUAAAUGGUACAUUUGUGUUUUUUUUUUGUUUUGUUUUUUUGUUUUUUUUAUCUGUGCUAGCCUUCGAAACUGUGAUCUGUUGUAACUGUAUGCAAUUUGUGAGCUCCGUCGCAUCUGCGAAGACUCGGCUGUGAUUUUAAUAGAUUUUAAACUUUUUUUUCUUUAAGAAAACACGACGGUAAAUAAGAUUAGUCACAUGAUUACUAUUGGAUUAAUUUCAAGAGACAAGCGAUCUCGAAAAUACAGGGACUCUAGAGAAUGUGUAAGAAAGGAACUGUCUGUCCCCGUUCAUUGAUCUCCAUUGGUCAUAACUGAUAUACCACCCACGUGGAUCUUAAACUUGUCUGGAGUGGUAAUGUGGUCCCGCCACAGAAAUAUGAAUAAACAAUUUAAAAUCUGACACAAUCCUAUUUAAAGUUAUUAAGUCUGAACGAGUUAUUAAAAUGUAUUCUGAA